Molecule: messenger RNA, 1656 nt
Organism: Solanum pennellii
Lineage: Eukaryota; Viridiplantae; Streptophyta; Magnoliopsida; Solanales; Solanaceae
Exons: 2
Coding region: 1-1656 (551 amino acids)
Source: RefSeq, a predicted model, not a curated record
AUGGCGUCACUACUGAAUAAACAAAGAAAUAUGUCUCCCACAAGACCUCCUCUUUUUGAUGAUAAGCUCUACAAAUAUUGGAAGAUUCGGAUGAGAGACUAUCUCAUGGCUGAGGACAGUGAAGUAUGGGACGUCAUAUGUAAAGGUCCUUAUGUGCCAACUAUGGAGGUUAAAGAUAGAGUGGUCACAAGAGUCAUUCCCAAAACUAGACAACAAUAUAAUGACUCUGACAAGCAACUAGUUCCAAAAAAUUACAAAGCCAAGAAGUUGCUUAUGUGUGGCAUUGGAAUGAAAGAUUAUGAUUUGAUCGCUUCAUGUAAAUCAGCCAAAGAAAUUUGGGAUCUCUUGAGAAAUACCUUUGAAGGUACUGAGGAAACAAGGAAAUCUAAGCUAGAUUUCUUUACUGCUCAGUUUGAAGGUUUCACUGUGGAGGAAGGUGAACCAGUUCAUGAAAUUCAGACAAGAUUCUCCACUAUAACCAAUGAGCUCAUGUUUCUUGAUGAACCUAUCCCGGUGUGCAAACAUGUCUCUAAGAUACUGGAAACUCUUCCCAGAUCUUGGAUAAAUGAAUGUGUGUUAGCUGAGGAGACAAAGGGGCCUGAAGAGGCGACUCCAAAUACACUAUUUGAGCUUCUUCAAGCUCAUGAGUUGCAUAAAAAAAGGGAGUGUCUCAUUCUGAAGGAAAAAUACAAAAGGACUGAUAUGAUUGAUGAGACUGAUCAGAAUAAAGAAAAUUAUGUCAAGAGUGUAGAAGAUAAAGACAAUGAGGGGGACCAUGUCCAUCCCAAGAUAAGCAGAAGAGAAGUCUUCUUCAGGACAUUAAAAAGGGAUAUGGCUGCAUGGAAAAAAACCUCAAGUGAUUCAGAUGAUUCUGAACACACAGAUAAUGAUUUCAUGACAAAGUCAAACGAGGAAUAUGCUGAUGAAAAGGUAACUCUAUCUUAUUUCAAGCAAAACUUGAAUACCUUUUCUACUAGCAAGUUGAGAAAGCUAGCAGUUGUAUUACUUGAUUUGAUAAGUGAGCUGACAAGUGAGAAGGAUCCCAUAAGGAACAGUCUAGAUAUCUCUCAAGAUGGAAAAAUUGCAUUAGUUGCCCAAAUAUCUGAUAUUAAAAGUCAAAUGCUUGUUUUAGAAGCUGAAAAUCUAGAACUGAAGAAAAAGAUGAAAGGGACCAAAAUUGCAUUAGAAAGAAAUCUUGAGUUAGAGAGGGACCUGGUCUGUGUAAAAGAACUGAAAAAAUCUCUCAAAUGGACCAAUUCCUCUAAGAUUCUUACAAAUCUGAUUGGUCAAUACAACAAUAGUAGAAGAGGGUUAGGCUGUGACAAGAUAAAAUCCUCCUACAAUCCUCGAAGCAAAAGUGUUUCUGAUGCUGACAAUCUGUUGUCUGAGAAUUGUUGUCGAGAUGGAAAUCAUAAGAAAGAUUGUCCAAUUUUGGAAAAAUUUGAAGGAAGUUCGUCAAAUUAUUCCAAACAGCUGAAAAGAGCUAAAGAAAGACAUGUGAAGUUUGUCCGAUCUGAAAAUAAUCAAGAAAAGAAAGAAAGGGGACCUGGUCUUCAUGCUAAAUUUGUCAGAUCCGACAGAAAUGUGGAAACGGAGCGCAAGGGACCUGGUCCUCGCUAUCGUUUUAGCAAGAACACUUUGCCCCCUUGGACAUGA